Messenger RNA from Aspergillus ruber CBS 135680, 2169 nucleotides. It is a transcript of the gene trpB, whose product is annotated as tryptophan synthase TRP5. Gene Ontology annotation, cellular component: cytoplasm. Gene Ontology annotation, molecular function: tryptophan synthase activity. NCBI's taxonomy places the organism in Eukaryota, Fungi, Ascomycota, Eurotiomycetes, Eurotiales, Aspergillaceae. Bases 1 to 2169 code for a protein of 722 amino acids. Gene Ontology annotation, biological process: L-tryptophan biosynthetic process. The record is from RefSeq and is a predicted model, not a curated record. The transcript is spliced from 3 exons.
AUGGAUCACAUCAAGGCGACCUUUGCCAAGUGCAAGGAAGAGAAGCGUGCUGCGCUCGUUUCAUACAUCACUGCUGGUUAUCCUACCAUAGAGGAGACGGUGGACAUCCUGCUUGGAUUGGAGAGCGGUGGUGCUGAUAUCAUUGAACUGGGCGUUCCCUUCACUGAUCCUAUUGCCGAUGGACCGACUAUUCAGACAGCCAACACCAAGGCCCUGCAAAAUGGUGUGACUGUCACCACGGUUCUCGAUAUCGUUCGCACGGUGCGCAGCAAGGGCCUGCAGACCCCCUUGCUUCUCAUGGGAUACUACAACCCGAUGAUGCGGUAUGGUGAGGAGCGUAUGCUCAAGGAUUGCAAAGAGGCUGGUGUCAAUGGCUUUAUUAUGGUUGAUCUUCCUCCUGAGGAGGCCGUGCGGUUCAGGAAUAUCUGUACCAGUUAUGGUCUGUCCUACGUCCCGCUCAUCGCCCCCUCGACCUCCGAGUCUCGAAUGAAGUUGUUGUGUAACAUUGCCGACUCAUUCAUCUACGUGGUGUCGCGUAUGGGUGUCACUGGCGCCACUGGUCAGCUCAGCUCCAAUCUCGACGAACUUUUGGCUCGCGUUCACAAUUGGUCCGGCAAUGUGCCUGCUGCAUUGGGAUUCGGUGUCAGCACUCGGGAGCACUUUCUGGCCGUGCAGGACCUCACGGAAGGUGUCGUUAUUGGCAGUCAGAUUAUCUCCAUCUUGGGCCAGGCCCCUGCAGGCCAAGCCGCUAAGAAUGCACAAGAGUACCUCUCCAGCAUCACUGGCCGUAAGUUGGAGCGCGAUGCCUCGGGCGCCGUGGUGAACGUGGUCAAUGUGCUCGAGAAGGUGGAAAAGAAGCCUCAGGCUAUCUCGCAGCCGUCGGAAGUCGUCACUGACGCUGAUACUCCUGCCGGUCCUGGUUUGGCUGAUCAGUUGGCCGCCCUCAAUGGCACUGGCAACCCUGCUGAGCAGCCUUCGCGCUUUGGUGAGUUUGGUGGCCAGUACGUGCCUGAGUCUCUGAUGGACUGUAUGGCCGAAUUGGAGCAGGGUUUCAGCGAUGCCCUGAACGACCCAUCGUUCUGGGAGGAAUACCGCUCCUACUACCCUUACAUGGGCCGGCCCAGCAGCCUCCAUAUCGCCCCUCGUCUUACGGAGGCUUGCGAUGGUGCUACCAUCUGGCUCAAGCGCGAGGACCUUAACCACACUGGUAGCCACAAGAUCAACAAUGCAUUGGGUCAGAUACUCCUUGCCCGCAGACUAGGUAAGACCAGAAUUAUUGCUGAAACCGGUGCUGGUCAGCACGGUGUUGCUACUGCGACUGUCUGCGCCAAGUUUGGAAUGGCAUGCACCGUCUACAUGGGUGCUGAAGAUGUCCGCCGCCAGGCUCUGAACGUGUUCCGAAUGAAGCUCUUGGGUGCCUCUGUCGUUGCUGUUGAAGCUGGUAGCCGUACCCUACGUGAUGCGGUCAAUGAGGCGCUCCGUGCGUGGGUUGUCGACUUGGACACCACUCACUACAUCAUUGGUUCUGCUAUCGGGCCUCACCCGUUCCCGACCAUUGUUCGUACCUUCCAGUCGGUUAUUGGUGACGAGACCAAGCAGCAAUUGCAGCAGCAGAUUGGCAAGCUGCCCGACGCCGUUGUUGCCUGUGUUGGUGGUGGUAGUAACGCUGUUGGUAUGUUCUACCCGUUCUCUAAGGACCCUAGCGUCAAGCUGCUGGGAGUUGAGGCCGGUGGAGACGGCGUCGAGACUGCUAGACACUCUGCAACCCUUUCCGGUGGUAGCAAGGGUGUUCUGCACGGUGUCCGCACCUACGUCCUGCAGGACGAGCACGGCCAGAUUUCCGAGACUCACUCCAUCUCCGCUGGUCUGGACUACCCUGGUGUCGGUCCAGAACUGAGCUCCUGGAAGGACAGUGAGCGUGCCAAGUUCAUUGCCGCCACCGAUGCCGAGGCCAUGAGUGGUUUCCGUGCUCUUGCUGUGCACGAGGGUAUCAUCCCGGCUCUUGAGUCGUCGCACGCUGUAUUUGGCGCCAUGGAACUCGCAAAGACCAUGAAGAAGGGCGAGAACAUCGUUCUCAACCUGAGUGGUAGAGGUGACAAAGACGUGCAGAGCGUUGCCGAUGAACUCCCCAGAUUGGGACCGAAGAUCGGCUGGGAUCUGCGGUUCUAG